AUGGCUGAUGCGGUGUAUCUGCACUCCAGACACCUGCAUCUUCUUUUUUUUUGUGUUUCUUUGACCCGACUUUGGACUGUGCUGACCACACCCUUUUUUCUUUUUUCGGUUUUCGUUUUUGCCGUUGCCCCUGCCCCUGCCCCUGCUGCCCCUGCCCCUGCCCCUGCUCCUCCUGCUGCUGGUAAUGGAAUUGGUGCUGGUGCUGGUGCUCUUGGUGUUGGUGUUGGUGGUGGCUUCUUCAAAGGCACAUCCGCGGACCAGGACAGGCGGUUCUCCGACAAGGAGGUGAAGCUGCUUAAAACUAUGAAGUUUCCUGCGAAUUUUGAGAAAAAGGUGGACAUGCGCAAAGUGAACCUGACGGUCAUCCGACCGUGGAUAGCCAAGCGGAUCGUGGAGCUCAUCGGGUUUGAAGAUGAGGUGGUGGUGGAGUAUGCUAUGGGGCUUUUGGAGGAUGAGCAGCAGCCUAACCCCGACCCGAAAAAAAUGCAAAUCAACCUCACAGGCUUCCUCACAAAAGACACACCCGCAUUCAUGGCCUCGCUCUGGACACUCCUCCUCGACGCGCAGGCGGAGGUGUCCGGUGUGCCGCGUGCGUUUGUGGACGCGAAGAAGGCGGAGAUGCGCGCUGCGCGCGAGGGCGAUUCGAGGGCGAUUGAUGAGCGGGAUAGGAGGAUGCGGUUGGAUGAGGUUGGGGGCGGGAUGGGUGGUGGGGGUGGGGGUGGGGGUGGGGGUGGGUUUGGGGGGAGAGGAGGGGGUAGAGGAGGAGGGUUUGGGGAUGGGUUUGGAGGGAGAGGUGGAGGAGGAGGGGAGAGAGGUGGAAGGGGGAGGGGGAGGGGGAGAGGUGGGCGGGGAGGGUGGGACGAUAGUCGUGGUGGUGGCCCCGAUCGCGCGCGCGAUUCUGGUUGGGGCGCGCGCGGAGGCGGGCCUGGUGGCGGUGGCGGCGGUGCUGGGCCACCGCGCCGCCGGUUCUCGUCGCGCUCUCCUCCGCCUCGGCGCCGCUCGCGCUCGCGCACGCGUUCAAGGUCUUCCCGCUCCCACUCUCGUUCCCGGUCCCGUUCGCGCUCGCGCUCGAGGUCGCGCUCUAUCACACCCAGACGAUAUCGUUCCCCUCCGCCUCGCCGCGGCGGUGGAGGCAACGCCAGCUCUCGAUCCCGUUCGCGCUCGCACUCGCGCACAUCGUCCCGCUCGCGAAGCCGCUCGCCGCCGCCACCGCCACCACCGGCUCAUCAACGCCGCCGUGGGGCGUCGCCUGUACCUGCUCCUCAUGCCCCUCCGCCUGCGCAGGGUAAAGGAAGGCGGUCGGCUUCGCGUUCUUCACCUUCUAUCUCGCGGUCGAGGUCAAGGUCGCGUUCGAGGGCGGGAUCACCGCCUGCGCAGAUUAGUGGAAGGAGGAGGCAGCGCUCGCCGUCGCCUACGCCGCCCCCGCCGUCUGCGCGCGAGAGGGAGAGGGAGAGGAGGGGGAUGAGGGAUCGAAGUCCGGUGCCUGGGAGGAGGCGCAGGGGUGGGUCUGGGUCUGGGUCGCGGUCUAGGGAUAGGGAUAGGUCGAGGGAUAUGGGUAGGGAGAGGGAGAGGGAGAGGAAUGUGGGUAGGAGAGAUAGGGAAAGAGAGAGGGAUAGGGAUAGGGACAGGUCCCGCUCGCGCUCGCCGCCGCGAAAGUUUGCGAGGAGGAUGAGGAGCGCGAGUCCGCCUAGGCGCGGUGGUGGAGGGGGGAGGAGACGCAGUCCGUCGUAUUCGCGCUCGAGGUCGAGGUCGAGGUCGAGGUCGCGUUCGGCUGGACCUGGACCUGGAGUUGGGGCUGGGAGGAAAGGGAAGGCUGGGAGUGGGCCUGGUGGUGGUGGUGGUGGUGGUGGGAGAGAGAGGGAGGAGCCGCCGCAUAUGAGUAGGCGAAGGCGGAGCGCUAGUCCUGGUCCUGGUCCUGGUGCGAGGGGUAAAGCGCGCUAUGGAGGAGGAGGAGGGCGAUCGAGGUCACGUUCGCGGAGUAGGUCGAGGUCGCGCUCGAGGUCGCGAUCGGCGCUGCGUCGGAAAGAUGAGGAGGAUGCGCGUAUGGAUGUUGAUGAGAAGCCGGGGAAGCAAAGGGAGAGGGAGAGGGAGAGGAGGAGUCCACCGGUAUCCCGCGGAGGAGAGCUCAAGAUUAAAGGGCAGGCCGAGGUCGAGCGCAGGAAAAGUAAGUGGUCGGAUGGUAUUGGUGUUGGUAUUGGUGCUGCUGGUGCGAGUAAGGGCGCGGGUGUGGGUGCGGGCGGGGGUAAAGGCCCGGGUGCGAGUGCGAGUGCGGGUAUGGGUAAAGGCCCGGGUCCGGGUGCGAGUCUUGCGAGCCGCAUCGGGGCUCCUGCGAACGCUCCGAACGUUGGGAACGUUGGGAAUGAGGAGGAGGAUGAUGAUGAUGAUGAUGUGCGCACCCCUUUUUUUUGCUUGUUUUCUUGGAUGGUUUUUGUGUGGUUUGGAUACUGA
Molecule: messenger RNA, 2448 nt
Organism: Psilocybe cubensis
Lineage: Eukaryota; Fungi; Basidiomycota; Agaricomycetes; Agaricales; Agrocybaceae
Exons: 6
Coding region: 1-2448 (815 amino acids)
Biological process (GO): regulation of mRNA splicing, via spliceosome; mRNA processing
Cellular component (GO): spliceosomal complex
Molecular function (GO): RNA binding
Source: RefSeq, a predicted model, not a curated record